Molecule: messenger RNA, 1889 nt
Organism: Salarias fasciatus (jewelled blenny)
Lineage: Eukaryota; Metazoa; Chordata; Actinopteri; Blenniiformes; Blenniidae
Gene: lgmn
Product: legumain
Exons: 14
Coding region: 152-1465 (437 amino acids)
Biological process (GO): vacuolar protein processing
Molecular function (GO): cysteine-type endopeptidase activity
Source: RefSeq, a predicted model, not a curated record
UUUUUCCCGACGUCAUAUAAACGUGCGGAGGAUGUUCCUGUAGCUGCGUCUCCACGGUCCGCUCAGCUCCACACAGCCGGGGAAAAGAACAGUCAGCUUUAUUCCGAGUCUGAAGAGGCUUUUGGGCUUUGAGGUUCGAUUCCCGCUCAGGAUGUUUCGGAGCGUCCUCCUCGCCCUGCUCGGGGUGCUGGGCGCCGGGCUGGUUCUCGGUUCCCCCUUCCCGGACUCGGAGGCUGGCCAGGGGAAGAACUGGGCCGUGGUCGUGGCUGGAUCCAACGGAUGGUACAACUACAGACACCAGGCUGAUGCCUGCCAUGCCUACCAGAUCCUGCACAAGAACGGCAUCCCCGAUGAGCAGAUCGUGGUCAUGAUGUAUGAUGAUCUGGCCAAAAGUCCAGAUAAUCCAACUCCAGACAUCGUGAUCAACAGGCCCAACGGCUCUGACGUGUACAAGGGCGUGGUGAAAGACUACACCGGAGACGAUGUGACUCCAGAAAACUUCCUGGCGGUGCUGAAGGGAGACUCCGCCGCGGUGAAAGGCGGCUCCGGGAAGGUGCUGCAGAGCGGCCCCAACGACCAUGUGUUCGUGUACUUCACCGAUCACGGCGCGCCUGGCAUUCUGGCUUUCCCCAACGAUGAUCUGAGUGUCAAAGACCUUCAGGACGCCAUCACAUACAUGCACGACAACAAGAAAUACAAAAAGAUGGUGUUCUACAUCGAGGCGUGUGAAUCUGGGUCAAUGAUGAAGCAACUGCCCGACGACAUUGACGUUUUUGCCACGACGGCAGCAAACGAUCACGAGUCGUCGUACGCCUGCUACUACGACGAGGAGAGGGACACCUACCUGGGCGACUGGUACAGCGUCAACUGGAUGGAGGACUCCGACGUGGAGGACCUGAGUAAAGAAACUCUGAUGAAGCAGUUCAAGAUUGUGAAGAGCCACACCAACACCAGCCACGUGCAGCAGUACGGGAACAAGACGAUGGGCCGCAUGAAGGUCAAAGCGUUCCAGGGGAACGGCAUGACGGACGCGCCGCCUCCUCCUCCAGAGACACUGCUCCCGGUGAAGAGUCUGGAUCUGGUCCCGAGCCCCGACGUCUACCUGGCCACCCUCAAGAGGAAGCUGAUGAAGACCAACGACCUCUACGAGGGGAGGCGCCUGCUGAUGAAGAUCAAAUCCCACUACCAGAUCCGGGAGACGAUCGCCGACAGCAUGCGCUACAUCGUCCAGGCGGUGACCGGCGACAAGCUCACCACCCAGCAGGUGCUGGAGGAGAGGGCCGACCUGACGCAGCACCACUGCUACAUGGCGGCGGUCAACCGCUUCAAACAAAGCUGCUUCAACUGGCACAAGUUCGAGUACGAGCACGCCCUCAGACAUCUGUACGCUCUGGUCAACCUGUGUGAGAGGGGAUACUCUGCAGACAGCAUCCUGCAGGCCAUGGACUCAGUGUGUCACUACUGAAAGGUCGUCUCCAGACACACCGAGGCCUCGGAGGAGAGCCGUGAACCAGGAGCUUCACUUUGCACCACUUAGCAAUCAAUCAGCCUGACCCUUGUUUUGCAAACACGUUUUAACACUUAUUUUUUUUUAACCCGUUUGCUGAUUUCACUGAGAAUUUUUAAACUCAAUGAGUUGCACUAUCACUGUAAAGACUUUGUGGAUGAAGUUUUACUGCUUCUGAUUGUAUUUUUUUAGAACAAUAUUACAAUGAUAACUUGGACUAAUGUGAAUUUGUUUUGCUCUGAGCUUUAAUUGAGUGCCUGGUACGAAUGAUUGAUUUGUAAAGGACGAAUUGUGGAUCAGUGAAUGUUGGUUGGGUCUGGUCAAACUUGGAUUUCAUGCAGGGAUCUUGAAAUAAAAACUGGACAGACUGUGUCACAUGGCA